AUGAUGGCUAGAUUUGAGUACCUUUAUCGUUUCGAAACGGAGAAAGGAGACGAGUUCUUUGCAAAAGGUGUCUCGACCGAGCCCAUAAUUGGCGCCUCAGUCAACGCAUUCCCAACUUUCGAGGACCUUUUCGAAGAUAAAAAUGUGACGCAGGAGAAAGUAGAAAAGCUUCUGCCACCUAUCCCUCAAACAAACCUCCCAAUUUACUGCGUCGGCCUCAAUUACAAAAGCCACGCCAAAGAGGCCAGCCUUCGUGUCCCUUUCAAUCCCCCGUUGUGGACUAAGCCUGCAGCCUCGUUAUCGGCGCCGAACGAAAGCAUCCCCAUCAGUCGUUUUUGCGCCUCACACCUUCCUGACUAUGAAGGUGAACUAGUCUUCGUUACCUCACGCGACUGCCUGAACGUUAAACCAGAGGAAGCCUCAUCAUAUAUUCUCGGAUAUACGAUUGGCAAUGACAUUUCCUGUCGCUUCUUCCAGCUUCCUGAGCAAUCAGGAGGCCAGUUCUUCUACGCCAAAGCUUUUGAUAAAUUUGCACCCAUUGGACCGGUUCUCGUGAGCCCGCAUAUCUUCAACGAGGCCAAAGGAAAGGCUAGCCUAAUUACCCGCAUCAAUGGGGAAGUGAGGCAAAACACUGCCAUGCACGCCGACAUGAUCUUUUCUCCAGAACAGGUGUUAAGUUGGAUGAGUCAAAGCACCACAAUCCCAGCUUAUACCGUAGUGAUGACCGGUACCCCAGCAGGUGUAGGUGUGUUUCAAAAACCUCGUCAGCUUCUCAAGAAUGGAGAUGUGAUGGAAGUUGAAAUCACCGGCCUGGGGAAACUGAAGAACAAAGUGGUUUUUGAGGAAGGGCAAGAUUCUAUCCUGUGA
Penicillium malachiteum is the source of this 867-nucleotide messenger RNA. RefSeq names its product fumarylacetoacetate hydrolase family protein. Gene Ontology annotation, molecular function: acetylpyruvate hydrolase activity. NCBI's taxonomy places the organism in Eukaryota, Fungi, Ascomycota, Eurotiomycetes, Eurotiales, Aspergillaceae. The record is from RefSeq and is a predicted model, not a curated record. The transcript is spliced from 5 exons. Bases 1 to 867 code for a protein of 288 amino acids.